UUCAAACAAAUCGAGCCACGUUUAACGAGUAAAAGCCAGAUAUCAAUUGAAAGGGAGACAUGGACAUGUACACUCUUCGCGUUUUCAGAAUGUGGAAUUGGAGACUGCCAAGCGGAUCCUGAGUUCCUUUAGAAUCAGAAGGAAUCAAUUUCGGAAGCGUGGCGAUUUCAGGAUGAACCAGCUUUUUAUAUCCUCUGCCUGCGGUGUCAGUGUAAUUUUGGAGUUUCAAGCGGUGAGGAAUGUGAAGCGGAGCAAUUUCUCGGUGCUUCAUUUUCUUUAAGUACUGCAAACCAUUUGUGAGCGCUUAAGGAGUCCGGGCGUCCGAGUUCACGAUCGACGGACUGAGAGCUCGAGCGAGGAAAGGAGGUAAUCAGGGAAGGAAGGAGAGUACAAUACAGCAUAUGUUGCUUAGUCUCGUGAAACAAUUUUGUAGUAAACACAGAUUCUCCUCAAUCCGGAUUUCAGCCGUGCAUCGUCAAUCUGCCUACACGUGAUUGAUUGCUUGGUUUUGAUAUAGGAAUCUCGUAACUUAUGGUUGGAUCUUCAGUAAUUGCACGAAUGCUCCUUUAGCUGGGAUCACAGGGUACUUACGUCCCUUGUUUCAAUUUUAUCAACAGUCUCAACAGCGCAACAGAUUAGUUGCACAACAGAGAGAGAGAGAGAGAGAGAGAGAAUGAGAAUGUCUAGCAGAGAGAAAGAAAAAAAGGUUCUCAAAAGAAGUCACAGGAGGGCAAUCCCUCCACAGAAGGCUUCAACCUCGUCCCUUAUGAAAGAGGAAUAUGAAUCUGAAUCCGGAGAGGAACAGUCUCUGACAUAUCUGCUUCCGGAUGAUGCACUGAUUCAUGUGCUGCGAAGUCUCCCAACCCGCGAGCUGCUUUGCAGUGCAGCGUUCGUUUGUAAAAGAUGGCAUCGUUUGUGCAGACAACAUAUGGUUUAUGAACUUCUACCUUCACCUUACAACCCAAGUGACAAGCCGUGGGGACAAAAGAAUGAGGCCCAGCUUUUCCAACUUGCGGUGUCCCACUCAUCUUCGCUUGAGAGAUUAAGUCUUGUAGGGUUGAAACGUUUGACUGGCAGUGAUGUCAUUUCUUUGUUACCGAAGCUGCCGAAGCUAGAGGAUCUGUCGAUUGAAUCAUGUACAAACUUUGGGUCUGACGACUUGGAAGCAGUUUGUAGUCAGUUACCAUCUCAUUUACUCAGCCUUGAUCUUCACAACUUUGACUCAGUAGCGACGAGAUAUCAUAAUUGUUCUAUACCUCGUAAACAUAUCGAUGAUAAUGUCGUGGGUGCCAUACAUCAAAGGUGCCCGAAGCUACAGAAGUUGAACUUAGAUUAUUGCGGCAAUCUCUCAAUGAAAGCUGUCGGCCUUCUUUUGCAAGGAUGCCAGUUUCUGACGUCGUUAGACCUGCAUAGUUAUAAACUUGGCUGGCCCGAAGUGGCUGAGAUCUUUAGACUAUGUCAGUCUCUGCGACAUUUCUCACUGGUUUCAAUUCGUCUCGACCUGUUGGAAAACCCUGGCAAAGAACUGUCUGAUUUUCUGCUACCCGGCCCUGUUCCCGUUCCGUGCGUGUUGCCUAGGCAGUUAACAUCUCUUCGUCUGUAUCGUUCUCCAAAUCGAGCAAUCUCAAUGGAGUCGGGACCAAUGAGGAUAGUGCUCGAGGAAUUUGGGACGCAGUUAUUGCAUCUACAUGCACAAACUGUUUACAAUACCACUUGGGAAGUGAUUCGACGCUUUUGUCCCAACCUGAAGCUGCUGGACCUGUCACACUGCAAAGUCGAGCUUUGUCUUGCCACCAAGAUUGAAGAGACGAUGUUGUGCGGUAUGUUUCCGACGCUAAAGGAUUUGGAGUACUUAGCGCUUCCCUACGCUACAGAUGCUAUUCUCUUGAAGAUUGGCUGGAAUUGUCCAAAGCUUAGAGAGCUGCGUUUCCAGGGCUUUGGAAUAGUCGACAAGCCGACUGUGUUCAAAGAAGUGACAGAUGCAGGUGUAGUUGGACUUGUCGAAGGGUGCCCGGACUUGAGAGUGCUUUCUUAGGCAGGCUGUCGCAAUAUCACUGCUCUUUCUACUCGAAAUAUCGCGUUCCAUUGCAGGCGGUUGAAUGUUCUAAUACUCAAUCGCUGCACUGGCAUCAAUGACAAUGCAGUUGCAGUCAUGAUGCCCCGCCUCUGUUCUUCACUUGUGUACCUCGAUUUGAUCGGCUGCAAGCUAACCCGUUUGAGUUGGCAGUCUAUUCUGAAACAUGCCAAGGAUACAACGUUGCGAGUUUUGGCACUGAAUGGUCGUAUUUGUCCCCCUGGAUUUGAAAAGACCUUAGGUCCACGGGUGCGCGUCAUUGAAGGGUGUUCAAGUGGCCUGCGAUGGUUGGGAUACUACCAUGAAUUAAAGAUGUACUAGAGUAGGCUACAAUAUAACCUAGACUUCUCUCAAUGUUUGGGUUUCUAUCUCAACACAUGUAGUAUAUGUUAAAACCCUGAUUGCGAGGGCGUGACAUCUUUCCAUGCCACGUUAUUCGUGCACACUGAUCAUUUCAGUGACAAUUCUUAGGUGUCUGAGGCAGUCUGUCUGUGAAUAAAAACUGAUAUCGAGAAGUCAGUUCAUACGUUUGAUUUUAUUUUGAGCAGUAAAAUUGAACCUUCGUUCGUAAUUUGUAAGUUGAGAAGUGUAAGACAAGUAUGAUCAGAAAAUAUUGCCUGUACUUUAAGACUUCUAAUGUAUGAAAGUGGCAAAAAUU
Messenger RNA from Marchantia polymorpha subsp. ruderalis, 2732 nucleotides. NCBI's taxonomy places the organism in Eukaryota, Viridiplantae, Streptophyta, Marchantiopsida, Marchantiales, Marchantiaceae. The record is from the annotation of a GenBank genome assembly.